AUGGGACGAACGGUGCGCGCGCUACUCGACAGCGGCGCCCAAGGAAACUAUAUCUCGCCAAAAGUCGUCAACAAGUACAGAAUACCAUGGAAAGAAAAAGACGCCCCCUACCAACUCAGGACUGUGGAUGGAGAAUUCGUCACGUACGGCAACGGAACCGUCGACAUGGAGACUGAUCAUCUACCAGUCACGAUUAGCGACCACGCGGAGAAACUCACGUGCGACAUCACAGACAUAUCGGGAUACGAUAUGAUAUUGGGGAUACCCUGGUUACGAGCGAGUAAUCCCAGAGUUAACUGGAGAACCGGCCAACUUCAGUGGGACACACCAGGAAGGAAUUACGCCUCUACGCAGCCGCGAGAAAGCGCCGCAAGCGAAUUCAGAAAGAUACUUCGGAUCAACGUCAUGAUCAAGGAAUCUAAGGCAAAAGUCAACAUCGCAAUACCCGAAGAAUACCAGGACUACGCCGACCUGUUCAGUGGAGAACUGAAGACAGGACUACCGCAGCACACGCAAUUCGACCACGAAAUACCCCUCAAGGAAGGAGGAAAGACACACUUCAUGCCAACAUAUCGAUUGCGACCAGAACACGAGGAAGCACUCAAAGAAUAUCUCGACGAGAACCUAAGAAAAGGUUACAUCCGCCCAUCAACAUCAGAGGCAGGAUACCCAAUCCUCUUUGUACCAAAGAAAAGCAAAGACGGAAAAACGAAAUGGAGACUUUGCAUCGACUUUCGCAAGCUCAACGAAAACACAAUCAAAAACCGAUACCCGCUACCACUGAUUAGCGACUUACGAGACAAACUGCACGGAGCCCAAUGGUUCACUGCACUCGACCUACCAAACGCCUACGGACUCAUACGCAUCAAGAAAGGCGAAGAAUGGAAAACCGCCUUCAGAACCAAAUACGGACACUAUGAAUACCUGGUCAUGCCCUUUGGAUUGACCAACGCACCAGCAAGCUUUCAGAGUAUGAUCAACCACGUACUACGCGAAUACCUCGACAAAUUCGUAGUCGUCUACCUCGACGACAUACUCAUCUUCUCGAAGACACUCGGAGAACACAAGCAACACGUCCGCAUGAUACUCAGCAAGCUGCAGGAAGCAAACUUGCUAGUCAACGGCGAGAAAAGCGAAUUUCACCAACAAAAGGUCACCUUCGUAGGAUACGUUGUAUCCCCAGGAGAAAUCCGAAUGGAAGAUUCCAAAAUCGCAGCAGUUAAAGCCUGGCCAACCCCAACGAACGUUUCGGAAGUACGAUCCUUCUUGGGACUCGCGAACUACUACCGAAUGUUCAUCCACCAGUUCGGAAAGAUUGGCACGCCACUGACGAACCUGACGAAAAAGGACCUACCAUUCCGAUGGACAGAGGUCGAGCAGACAGCUUUCGACACCCUGAAGAAACGAAUCACCGACGAACCAGUACUCAAGAUGGCAGACCCAGACAAGCCAUUUGAAGUCGAGACCGACGCGUCCGACUACGCAAUCGGAGGACAACUCAGCCAACGAGAUGACAACAACAAGCUACACCCAGUAGCGUUCUUCUCGAAGAAGCUCAAUGGACCCGAGCUUAACUACCAGAUCCAUGACAAGGAACUCAUGGCAGUCAUCGAAGCAUUCCGAGAAUGGAGACACUAUCUUAGCGGAACCACCCACAAGGUCAAAGUUUUCACCGACCACAAAAACCUCACAUCUUUCCUUACAAACAAAGAACUCAACAAACGACAAAUCAGAUGGUCAGAAUUCUUGUCAGAAUUCAACUGCGAAAUCAUAUACAGAAAAGGAAACGAAAACGGCAGAGCCGACGCUCUUAGCCGACGACCAGACCAUUUCCAAGAAGCACCAAAAGAAACACACACCCUGCUACGAACCAACGAACACGGGAACCUUGAACCCACAACACAAGACAUUUUCCUUACACAUCGAGUCACAUCAGCAGACAGCUGGACGGAAAAAUUUGGGGACACCCCAAAAACCUACAACAACCGGAUAUGGAUACCACCACAACACCUCGACGAACUCAUCAAACAAUACCACGAAGCACCCUUCCAUGGACACCAAGGAACCUACAAAACAUGGAACCGAAUCCGAACUAGAUUCGACUGCGAAAACCUCAAAAAGCACGUCGCCAACUACAUCAAGACAUGCGACCUAUGCAACAAAGCAAAAGCUUCACGACACAAACCGUACGGAGAAAUACAACCAAUACCACCACCCGACAGAGCAUGGAAAUCCAUCGCAUGGGAUUGGAUCGUCAAGCUACCGCUAUCCAAGGAACCCUUAACUGGGGCUAUGUACGACAGCAUCCUUGUAACCACAGAACGACUCACAAAGUACGCCUACUUCCUACCGUACAAAGAAAGCAGCAACACAGACGACCUAGCCUACACGUUUCUACGAACCAUCGUCAGCCAGCACGGACUACCCGACGAAAUCAUCUCCGACAGAGACAAGCUCUUUACGUCGAAAUUCUGGAAAUCACUUAUGGCACGGCUUGGAACCAACCAUAAGCUCUCAACAGCAUACCACCCGCAAACGGACGGACAAACCGAGCGAAUGAACCAGACACUGGAACAAUACCUACGCUGUUACAUCAACUACGAACAAGACAAUUGGGUCGAACUGUUACCAAUCGCCCAAUUUGCCUACAACAGCUCCGAAACAGAGUCAAUCGGAACAACACCGUUUUACGCGAACUACGGAUUCAACCCAGACAUGACGAAGGAACCACUCCCAGGAAUAUUGGCGGAAAAGGCUAUCACGCACGCCGACAAACUGCAAGACUUGCAAAGAAACUUACAGCAAGAACUACUUUUCCUUCAACAACGGAUGAAGGAAUGGAAUAACAAGAAAAGAGUUAGAGGACCAACUCUUAAGGAGGGAGACCCUGUCUACCUACUCCGCAAAAACAUCAAAACAAAACGACCAAACGACAAACUCGAUUUCAAAAAAAUUGGACCAUUCAAAAUCGACAGAGUUGUUUCACCUGUCAACUACCGACUAUCACUACCUCGGAAAAUGAGGAUACACCCAACAUUUCAUAUCUCAUUACUGGAACCAGCACCACCCAAUGCAAAAAUCGAAACACGGCUCGAGACCGAACCAGACCAAGAAUACGAAGUCGAAGAAAUCCUGGACCUGCAGAAAAUCAAUGGUCAAUGGAAAUACCUUGUCAAGUGGAAGGACUACCCACCGUCGGAGAACACUUGGGAACCUAAGAAGAACCUGAAGGGUUGCCCUGAACUCCUCGCGGAUUUCCACCGGCAACGGGCACCAGCGGCCCAACAUCCACAAAAUCAUCACCCAAACCCAGGGAAGCCCAAUCCACGUCGUUAG
Messenger RNA from Neoarthrinium moseri, 3336 nucleotides. RefSeq lists its product as uncharacterized. The record is from RefSeq and is a predicted model, not a curated record. NCBI's taxonomy places the organism in Eukaryota, Fungi, Ascomycota, Sordariomycetes, Amphisphaeriales, Apiosporaceae. The transcript has a single exon. Bases 1 to 3336 code for a protein of 1111 amino acids. Gene Ontology annotation, biological process: DNA integration. Gene Ontology annotation, molecular function: nucleic acid binding.